CGUAGCUGGUGUCCAGUUAACCAUCCUAAUGUGACCACACCAGGACAAACAUUCGUCAACAUGGGUCUGAGACAAGUUGGAGUUGUCUGCUACAUAUGCGGGCGAGAGUUUGGGACCCGCAGCAUUGGCAUUCAUGAGCCUCAGUGCUUGAAGAAAUGGGAUAUCCAAAACCAGAAGCUUCCAAAGAGCAAGAGACAAGCCAAACCGGUGAAGCCGGUAGAGUUCGAUGAACCGUUCAGUGCUGAUCCCACAGCUAGGGCAGCUCAGAUUGAGAAGAUUAACAUGGCGUCUAAUAUUGCAGCUACUGAGAAUUUGGUGCCAUGCAGGAAUUGUUCAAGAAAGUUCCUGCCCACUAGGAUUGAAUCUCACGAGAAAGUUUGCUGCAAUCUGAAGAUGGCACCAGCUGCGGCCUUGAAAUCCAAUUCGGGAUAUUAUGGGCAACGAGUGCAUGUUGUUGACGGUCAGCAAGUUGAUGCUAUCGCCAUGAAAAAAGAGAAAACAUUUUCAAGCAACACUAUCGAGAAGAAGAAAACAGGUCAAUUCAAUACCAACAUCCCCACGAAAACAGUGAACAACAAUGCGACCAACGUUCUACAAGGCAGAUCACAUACAACAGCGAACCUGACCCUCUCCAGAGGACCACUGCAAACUGUUCCCUGCCAGUUCUGCGGCAAAGCCAUCAGUCACAAUGCUAUUAACAUCCACAUUAAAAAGUGCAGAUCUCGGUCAGAACCUCUACCCCAAACUUCAGAUUCUUCUGAGUGUACGUACUGCAAUAAGAAAUACCCCCUUAACGUCAUCGCUGUUCACAUUAGAAAUUGCUCUGCAGCUCCUAAGAAGAUUUUUGGUCCAAAGGGUCCCUCCGAAAAAGUUUCCCCAAAAAAGCAAAAACCUCAGUUAACCCCUCCACAAACUCCUCCUAAGAGGAUCGAGCCACUGUCAGGCAAUGUUAACAAUGUUAAGGGUAAUGCUAACAAUGUUAAAGGUAACCCAUACGCUCGCUACUCUCCCAGACCACCAUCUGCAGACAGACUGAGUUCCAGUCUGGACACCAGCCUAGAAGUGGAAGUAGAUCUGAUACUGGGUGUGGAUCCUGGUCUGGUUAUGAACUGUAUGGUGUGCGGUCUGAUCGUGCUGAAGAGCAAACUCAACACCCACUACCAUAAUUACUGCCAGAAAACCACCAUGACUCGCUCCAUCACCAUACCACCGUCCACCACCACCAAGGUCCCAAAACCUCCCUACGCUCCAAAACAAGAACUUGUCGCCUGUGAUAUUUGUAACCGUAGCUUCAGAGCUGAUGUAAUUGAGGAGCAUGAGAUGCGGUGUGCUAUCAAGAAUCAAGAUGAGCUAAAUAAGUCGAUCACUGUUCCAGAUAUAAGUCGGGCUCCGAAUAACGCUGAAGAAGGGGGUAACUCCUUCACUACCAACGGUUUGAGCUCACCAACUCAAGUCAUCGGUAAAUUCGUAACGGGGAAGUUUGUACCCUGUAUUAACUGCAAUAAAUCGUUUACAGUCCGGUCUCUGGUUAUUCAUCAAAAACAGUGUAUGAAAUGAAAUUUUGUAAUUUUUAAAGUUGAUAAAGUAAGAAUGAUGUACGUCGAUAACAAUAGAAAUUACAUGUGAUGUGUCUUGUCGCCGCUUUCUCCUGCCUUUUCCUUGCUAUGCAAUCUACUCGAAACUUCCAAAAUUAAUUGUUGUAAUUUUGGUUAAAUUCAACUCUCUUAUAUUUUAAGUAGAUGAUUUCUAUUGUAGCGAAAAUAUUUUUUGUGAUGUAUUAUAACUUGUAAAUAU
Molecule: messenger RNA, 1794 nt
Organism: Bolinopsis microptera
Lineage: Eukaryota; Metazoa; Ctenophora; Tentaculata; Lobata; Bolinopsidae
Product: zinc finger protein 474-like
Exons: 1
Coding region: 61-1557 (498 amino acids)
Source: RefSeq, a predicted model, not a curated record